CCGGAGACGUCUCCGCCCUGCUACUCCUCGCCGGUGCCUUCCGCUCGGGGCAAACCAAACUCCUCCUCGUCGUCCACCUCCUCUUCUCUCCCAGGCUUCCCCCUUGGCUCCUACGUCCCCGUCGAGAGGAAGCAGCGCAGAGAGGGGAAGCGACAGGAUGCAGGUGAAGCAGAAGGUUUACGAGCUCUACAAGGGGACGGUGGAGCGGGUCACGGGCCCGCGCACCGUGUCGGCGUUCCUCGAAAAGGGCGUCCUCUCCGUCGCCGAGUUCACCCUCGCCGGCGACAACCUCGUCUCCAAGUGCCCCACCUGGUCCUGGGAGGCGGGCGAUCCGAGCAAGAAGAAACCGUAUCUGCCCCCCGAUAAGCAAUUCCUCGUCACCAGGAACGUCCCUUGCCUAAGACGGGCUGUGUCGUUAGAGGAAGAGUAUGAUGCAGAGGGAGCGGAGGUAGUUCUCGAUGAUGACGAGGAUGGCGAAGGCUGGCUUGCAACCCAUGGAGUGCAAGCAUCAAAGGCAAAAGAGGAAGAAGACAUACCAUCUAUGGAUACAUUGGAUAUUGGAAAAGCUGAAGAGAUAAAAUCCAUCCCCUCGUACUUUGGUGCCGGUGAGAAGCAGGAUGAGGAGGAGGACAUACCUGACAUGGACACCUAUGAAGACACAGGAGAUGAUUCGAUAGCAAGCACUCAGCCCUCGUAUUUUGUCACAGAAGAACCUGAAGAUGACAACAUCCUUCGUACUAGAACAUAUGAUGUCAGCAUCACAUAUGACAAGUACUACCAAACUCCACGUGUCUGGCUUACAGGUUAUGAUGAGUCAAGAAUGCCAUUAAAGCCUGAACUUGUGUUUGAAGAUAUCAGUCAAGACCAUGCGCGCAAAACGGUGACUAUUGAAGACCACCCUCACUUUUUAGCAGGAAAGCAUGCUUCGGUCCAUCCGUGCAAGCAUGCUGCUGUGAUGAAAAAGAUCAUUGACGUUCUAAUGUCUCGAGGAGUUGAACCAGAAGUUGACAAGUACCUGUUCAUAUUUCUAAAAUUCAUGGCCUCUGUCAUACCCACCAUUGAGUACGAUUACACUAUGGACUUUGAUCUGGGCAGUGCAAGCAGAUAAGUUGCUGAUUGAAGAAAAGCUGCAUGUCAGACACAGACAGAAGAUGAUUGUUUGCCGGUGUUACAGAAAGGCGGGAAUGCCCAAGAAGGCAGUCCAAGGCUGGUGGCUAUGUCGCCGAAUAAUUGCCGUUCUUUGAAAAAGAUUUGUACAUUGUGUGCGUGUGUGUUGGUUUGUCUGGAAAGGAACUUUCGAGUGUUCAUACGACAUUCGUAUUUGUUUGCAUUCAGAUUAAAUCUAUCCAUUCUCGAGUCCUACA
Brachypodium distachyon (stiff brome) is the source of this 1364-nucleotide messenger RNA. Its product is annotated as autophagy-related protein 3. Gene Ontology annotation, cellular component: cytoplasmic ubiquitin ligase complex; cytosol. NCBI's taxonomy places the organism in Eukaryota, Viridiplantae, Streptophyta, Magnoliopsida, Poales, Poaceae. Gene Ontology annotation, molecular function: Atg8-family ligase activity. The coding region runs from base 158 to 1108 and encodes 316 amino acids. The record is from RefSeq and is a predicted model, not a curated record. Gene Ontology annotation, biological process: autophagosome assembly; nucleophagy; autophagy of mitochondrion. The transcript has 10 exons.